This is a messenger RNA of Phycodurus eques (leafy seadragon), 7695 nucleotides long. RefSeq names its product golgi brefeldin A resistant guanine nucleotide exchange factor 1 (gene gbf1). The transcript has 41 exons. Gene Ontology annotation, molecular function: guanyl-nucleotide exchange factor activity. The record is from RefSeq and is a predicted model, not a curated record. Gene Ontology annotation, biological process: regulation of ARF protein signal transduction. The coding region runs from base 446 to 6118 and encodes 1890 amino acids. NCBI's taxonomy places the organism in Eukaryota, Metazoa, Chordata, Actinopteri, Syngnathiformes, Syngnathidae.
UAAAAUUUCGUUUUUUAAUUUUAUUGAUGAAAUUUAUCAACUCGUGUCGUUUAUGCGAAACCAAAUAAAAAUUUUCAGUUACAAUUAUUCUUAUUAUUGUCCUUAUCGUACCGUUUCUAAUUGUGACUACAACACUGUUAGUCAAAACGCUGUUAUCAAGCUCGGUUGAGAGCGCACUGCUUUUCCACGUCAGUGUGUUUACCAAGACCAGACUGACAGCUACUGGCGUAUGUUUUAGUUUUCUUAAUUCUUCGAAAAUAUAUGCUGUCACGCCGUGGAAUGUCCCAAAAUUGUCGUUCGUCUAUAUGUUGUGGUGAGUUGAACUACAAUACUGGUCGUCUCCACUCACUGUUGGCCGGUUAGCUGCUAGCUUGCACAGCUAGUCCGUCAGUAGCUUCUACGGAAGUCCAUCUUCGAAGUAGAAGUCACACACGCAGAACUCAGUAUGGUGGACAAAAGUAUCUACAUUGUCCAGGGUGAAAUUACAUCUGUUGUCGGUGCUAUUAAGAGGAACUCAAGAUGGAACACCCACACUCCCUUGGAUGAAGAGCAGGAUCCAUUGUUGAACAGUUUUGGCCACCUGAAGGAAAUACUCAGCAACAUAAAAGAACUGUCCGACGUAGAACCCAAUGUGUUCCUCAGACCUUUCCUAGAGGUGGUCCGCUCGGAGGAUACCACUGGACCAAUCACAGGCCUUGCCCUUACCUCUGUCAACAAGUUCUUGUCGUAUGGCUUAAUAGUGUGGGCCUGGAGUACCUGGAGAAAAAAACAAACAAGCAUGCAAGCACAGAGUACAGAUGCUAACCAUGAAGGUGCAGCUGAGGCCAUAGAGAAUAUGGCGGAUGCCGUAACACAUGCCAGAUUUGUUGGAACAGACCCUGCCAGUGAUGAAGUGGUCCUUAUGAAAAUUCUCCAGGUCUUGAGGACCCUGCUGCUGACACCAGUUGGAGCCCACCUGACAAAUGAAUCUGUUUGUGAGAUCAUGCAGUCCUGCUUCCGUAUCUGCUUUGAGAUGCGGCUAAGUGAACUCCUCAGAAAAUCAGCUGAACACACCCUUGUUGAUAUGGUGCAGCUUCUGUUUUCCAGACUUCCCCAAUUUAAGGAAGAGGCCAAAAGUUAUGCUGGUGCCAGCAUGAAGAAGUUGAAGAUGCGUGCAGGUGGAAUGAAUGAGUCAUCCAAAUGGAAAAAGCAGAAACGUUCACCAAAGCCAACUCGCCACAUGGUGCAAAGUUCCUCUGGACAGAUGGACCCUGCCCAGUCUACCAACCUCAGUAGUACCAACCUAUCUGGUGGAGUUGUCGUAAUGGAGCAAAGGUGUUCACUACCCGCCUCAGACAGCGCUGGCUCUUCUAUUUCCAGUCCCACAACCACAGACAGUGGCCUAGAGUCCUGCUCCAAAACCACUUCUCGGGAAGACCUCUCCGACCUGGAUCAGUGUAGCUUGUUUGCAGCUACACCUGUCAAUGCCAACACAGUCCUAGAGACAAAUCCUGGCUCUCCAAAUGCACAGGCUGACGUUAGACCGGCUCAAUCAACAUCAGUAGAGUCAAUCCCAGAGGUUCUUGAGGAAAAAGACUUGAUUGCAGAACAGUCAGGGAGCACCUCUAUCCAUGACAUGGACUACGUCAAUCCCCGAGGUGUCCGUUUCACACAGUCCACACAAAGAGAUGGUGCAUCCCUCAUCCCCUAUGGUCUGCCAUGUCUCCGGGAGCUCUUCCGGUUCCUCAUCUCAUUGACCAACCCCCAUGACCGCCACAACACUGAUGCGAUGAUGCACAUGGGCCUGCAACUGCUGAGUGUGGCCCUGGAGUCUGCAGACUUUGUCAACUACCUAUCUUUGCUAGGACUGAUUAAAGAUGAGCUUUGUAGGCAUCUUUUCCAGCUGCUGAGCAUGGACCGUCUGAACCUCUAUGCUUCGUCGUUACGAGUGUGUUUCCUACUAUUUGAGAGCAUGAGAGUGCAUCUUAAAUUUCAGCUGGCGAUGUACCUUAAGAAACUGAUGGACAUAAUCACAUCCGAGAAUAUGAAGAUGCCCUAUGAAAUGAAGGAAAUGGCUCUGGAGGCACUGGUACAGCUGUGGAGGAUCCCCAGCUUUGUCACUGAGCUGUACAUCAACUAUGAUUGUGACUUCUACUGCUCUAAUCUAUUUGAAGACCUCACCAAGCUGCUGUCUAAGAAUGCAUUCCCUGUGUCCGGACAGCUCUACACAACUCACCUUCUGUCACUGGAAGCUCUACUAACUGUCAUUGACAGCACUGAGGCCCACUGCCAAGCCAAAGUGCUAGACAACAUCGCUUGCCAAGACCAUUCAGAAAAACUGCCACUGGAGGAAGUAACAUUAAUAAAAAAGGGAACAGAUGCUACAACUGAUCUUAUUCAAGACGGCAGUAUCAACGGUUGGAGUUUUCCACGAGCGGACCGUGGUCCAGGAUGCCCACCAACUAGUGGAAAUCUGAUGGCAGAAAAGAUGAAACUGUGUCGACAGGAGCAAAGAGAGAGUGACGCUACUGAGAAGACAACCAUGAAAAAACCUCAACGUUUCUCUUCAAGUAUACCUGAUUCCCAAGAGUUGUUCGAAAUAAGGACAAAGAAAAAGCUUCUGAUCACAGGGACAGAGCAAUUUAAUCUGAAACCAAGGAAGGGAAUUCAGUUCCUUCAAGAAAAAGGGCUUCUCAGUAAUCCAAUGGAUAACAACCAAGUGGCCCAAUGGCUCCGAGAGAAUCCCAGAUUGGACAAAAAGAUGAUCGGGGAAUUUGUCAGUGAUCGCAAUAAUAUGGAGCUCCUAGACAGCUUUGUCAACACGUUCACCUUCCAGGGACUUCGUAUUGAUGAGGCCUUGAGGCUUUACCUUGAGGCCUUCAGGUUACCAGGAGAGGCUCCUGUCAUCCAAAGACUUCUGGAAACAUUUACAGACAACUGGCAUAAAGUAAACGGCUCUCCCUUCCUGACCAAUGAUGCAGGAUUUGCCUUGGCCUACGCUGUUAUCAUGUUGAACACUGACCAGCAUAACCACAAUGUACGGAAGCAGAAUAUCCCAAUGACUGUCGAGCAAUUCAAGAAGAAUCUAAAGGGAGUUAAUGGAAACAAAGAUUUUAACCAGGACAUGCUAGAGGAUAUCUACAAUGCUAUCAAGAAUGACGAGAUUGUGAUGCCAGAUGAGCAGACUGGUUUAGUCAAGGAGAACUAUGUGUGGAGUGUGCUGCUACAUCGCGGUGCUACACCAGAGGGGACUUUCCUUCACCUGCCACCUGGCAGUUAUGACCAUGACUUAUUCACCAUGACCUGGGGUCCGACUAUUGCGGCUUUGUCCUAUGUCUUUGACAAGAGUCUGGAUGACAACAUCCUCCAAAAGGCCAUUACUGGCUUCAGGAAAUGUGCAAAGAUAGCAGCUCACUAUGGAUUUAAUGAUGUUUUUGACAAUUUGAUCAUCUCGCUGUGCAAGUUUACAACUCUGAGCAGUGAGUCAGUAGAAAACCUCCCAACUGUGUUUGGGAGCAACACAAAGGCGCAAACAGCUGCCAAGACGGUGUUUGAUCUUGCCCAUCAGCACGGCAACAUCCUCAGAGAAGGUUGGAAGAACAUCAUGGAUUCCAUGCUGCAGCUGUUCAGGGCCGAACUACUACCCAAAGCCAUGGUCGAGGUGGAGGAUUUUCUUGAGCCAAAUGGAAAAAUCUCUCUUCAAAGAGAGGAAACUCCUUCUCAUCGUGGGGAGUCGGCAGUCUUGAGUUUUGUCAACUGGCUGACUCUGAGUGGAGCUGAGCAGUCUGGACUAAGAGGACCUUCUAUGGAAAAUCAGGAAGCCAAACAAGCCGCCCUCCUCUGCAUCAAGCAAUGUGACCCAGAGAUGAUGAUCACAGAGAGCAAGUUCCUUCAGCUUGAGUCUUUACAGGAACUAAUGAAGGCGUUGAUAUCGGUCACCCCCGAUGACGAGACUUACGAUGAAGAGGAUGCCGCCUUUUGUUUGGAGAUGUUACUGCGUAUUGUUAUGGAGAAUCGAGACCGUGUGUCGUGUGUGUGGCAGACCGUGCGGGACCAUCUCUGCCAGCUCUGCGUCCACGCCAACGAGAGCUGUUUCUUGGUAGAGAGGGGUGUCGUCGGACUCCUUCGACUUGCCAUCCGCUUGCUACGGCGAGAAGAUAUUAGUUCCCAGGUGCUCCUUUCCCUGCGUCUCCUGCUUAUGAUGAAACCACAUGUUUUGUCCCGGGUCAGUAGAGAGGUGGCUUACGGUCUGCAUGAACUGCUAAAGACCAAUGCAGCCAACAUCCAUAGCACAGACCAUUGGUACACUCUCUUCUCAUUGCUUGAAUGCAUUGGUGCUGGAGUGAAACCUCCCGCCUCCUUUCAGUUUACGUCUGCCAGCACAGACAUCGAAACAGGUGCUCAGUCAGACAGUGAGUUGCCAUCCCACCAUCCGAGUGAAGUGAGUUUAGAUCGCGGGUACACGUCUGACUCAGAGGUCUACACUGAACACAGCAAGACCCGAAUCCCUCGCUCCACAACAGAUGUGGAUGUUGCAAGCAGUGGAUGGCUGGUGGUUGGAAAAGAGGAUUUGGAAACCAGUAAGGCCCCUCCAGUAAGCUCCAAAUCUCAACUCAAUCACCCCUUGGUCAACCAGUACAGUCUCACAGUGGGUCAGGACCUUGGCCAGCACGACACAAAGUCUCUCAUCAAGUGUGUAGAAACACUGUCAUUCAUUGUCCGUGACGCUGCCCACGUCACACCGGACAACUUUGAGCUGUGUGUUCGAGCGAUCCGGGUAUUCGUGGAGGCUAGCCUCAAUGGAGGUUACCGCAACCAUGACAAGAAGAAGAGUCAUAAGUUUGACUCUUCCAAGUCUCGUUUGAGGAAGAGGGUUGGAGGGAAGGAGAAAGAAGGCGGCAAUGGCACAAGACGAGGCGGAAGCCGGGCUUCCAGCCAACGUCCGUCACGUUCCCAUAGUGAUGAUGAGGAGGAGGAGGGUGUCCCAGCAAGUUACCACACGGUGUCAUUACAGGUUAGUCGGGAUCUUUUAGACUUGAUGCACACAUUGCACACUCGGGCUGCCAGCAUCUACAGCUCUUGGGCAGAAGAAGAGCGCAAUCUCGAGGCUGCCGGUAAAAAGAUCGAAGCUGACUCCCAGACACUGUGGACUAGCUGCUGGUGCCCACUGCUCCAAGGCAUUGCAUGGCUGUGCUGCGAUGCCAGACGGCAAGUGCGUAUGCAGGCUCUCAACUACCUCCAGAGGGCUCUGCUUGUACAUGAUCUCCAGACGCUAAAUGCUGCAGAAUGGGAAUCCUGCUUCAAUAAGGUGCUUUUUCCAUUACUGACCAAACUCCUCAACAACAUAAGCCCAGCUGAUGUUGGUGGAAUGGAGGAGACCAGAAUGAGAGCCUGUACCAUCCUAUCCAAGGUUUUUCUGCAACACCUCCUACCACUGUUGUCCCUGCCAACCUUUGCUGCCCUGUGGCUCACCAUUCUGGAUUUCAUGGACAAGUACAUGCAUGCGGGAUCCAGUGACUUAUUGUUGGAGGCCAUCCCAGAGUCUCUAAAGAAUAUGCUGCUGGUGAUGGACACAGCAGAAAUCUUCCGCAGUGCAGAUUCCAAGACAAAAUACUCAGACUUGUGGGAAAUAACGUGGGAACGAAUCGACUGCUUCCUGCCUCACCUGAGAGAGGAGCUCUUUAAACAGACUGUUUUACCAGUUCCUUCAGAACCAGUACCCAGUCCUCCUCCAUCAGAGUUGCAGCCACCAUCCUCAUCAGGCCGGCCUCCCUCACCACAGGGUUCUCUGGUUCCAGCACUCCAACAGCCGCCCUCUCCUGUGUCUCUGCCCGUAACGUCCGCAGAGCCUCGAACUCCCAGCAGGCCAUCAUCGCCGCAGGAGACCCCAGCCAAUGCCAAUGUGCCAGACCAAUCAUCUUCCCCAGCGCCAGUGCCACCACAGACCCCCCACAGUCAAGUGUCCUCACCCUUGAGCCAGUCACCUCUCAUCAUCCAACCCCUUGCUUCUCCACUGCAGGUGGGGGUCCCGCCCAUGUCCCUGCCAAUCAUCCUCAACCCCGCCCUCAUCGAGGCCACAUCCCCGGUACCGCUGCUCCCUGGUCCCAGACCUACGAGCCCCUCUGACGAGGUCCAGUAGGAGCUCUGUUGCUUCACAAACAAAACGGCUCGGCACGCACUCUUCAACCUGUGACUUCACUCCAGGAACUCUGAUCCAGUCAUCUUAGGGUCUGUUGGAGGAUCAUGUCCUUAUAAUGGCAAUUCUGGCAGAUUACAGUUUAUUUUUUGACUCAUUCGGCACUGUGAAGGUAAAGAAAAAAAUCACAUUUUCUACUCUGGGAAUGUUCAUGAUGACAUCCUAAUCAUGUUAGGGACUAUACUCUAAAGUCAUGGUUUGCUUUCUGACAACCAGACUUAAGCUUUAGUAGUGUUUGGACAGUCCUGUCGUAAAAUAUCUUAGAAUCUAAAAGGAAAUAUACAGUAAUACAAAAACCGUUAAAAAUGUUAACGCAUCCAAACAUAUUGGGAGGGGAAAAAAAGGAAUUCCAUCUAUUAUCUGUGCUGCUUAGAUCAUUACAUACACAUAUUGAUGCACUUGCAUAUGGUGGUGGAAUUAUUCCUGCGAAUGCGCCCCACAUUAUUAGGCUUGCGUAGUCUGUCAGAUUCCAUGUUUUGAUCAUGUAAGCAAUGUGCUUCAAGACAUGUUAUUCACUGGAGCAAAUUUAAACCUCAUGAUCAUGAAAUACCUUUUGUGCCUCUUAGUUUGCAUGUUAAGGUUAAGAUUGCAGGCAAAGGAGAGUUAAGUAUUUGAGGCACCGCAUGUCAAUUAAAUCAGCUUGAUUCACGUUCAGCGUUAUUGCCAGCCUUGUAAUAACUCGUGUGGGAUCAGCUCAGACUGCAGAAAACAACCAAUUCGAUGACAGAGAUACAAUUGUUUUUCAUUUAUUGGGCUGAGACCGGUCCGUACUCUCUGCGCCCCCCUCUUCUUUUUUCCCUUUUUCCUUUUGAAACCCCAUACAAAAAACAAGCUUUGUUUGAAAGCAUGUCAUCAAAGGUUUGUGUGCAUGUUCGGUCCUUCAGAGGAUCAGCAGAUCAACAUUCCAAAGUGUAGAUGAAUUAUAUAGAGUGCAGUACUGUUGUUUCUCUUUGUGCUUUGGUAUAGCUCCCUGUGUACAAUGUAGCGCACACGGUUAAAUCCUAGCGCCCACAAACCUCAUCAAUGAAUGAACGCGGUUCCCCCUUUUAGAUUUCAAACAGAAUUUGCCGACAGAAAUACUAUGUUGAUAUUUUUAAUGACAUUUCUCAGAAAAUUCAAAAAGUGUAUUGAAUUUCCAUAGAUAUACCUUCCAUUCUGCUGAGCAAUAUAGGUACAUGGCAUUUACUGGAUUUGACAAGAUAUUGUUUUGCAUCAUUUUCUCAUGUGAUGACACUAAAAUUGACUUGCUUGUAUACUAGUUAUGUCACUUAAGACAGCACAGUGUCUCCUUAACGUUGGGUGGCCCUUGAUGUUUUAUGUUAUUUAUUGAGUUGGGGAAAAAAUCACAACCCACACACGGAAAAUUGGUCUCAUACCACCAACCGCUUAAGAGAUUUCUUUAAAAGAAACAAAAUAUAUAUUUUGUUUUGGAGCUGAUGUUUGGCUUGAACAGGAAAUCAAAUCAAUUGAAUAUGUACAUAAUAUAUAAAUGAAAGGUGAUGUGCUUUUUACGAUGUAAU